CUGAGACGUGUUGUGAGUCAACCAUACCGCCAGCAAAUUUCUGCAGCCUGGUGCGAGUUUGUUGUGCUCCUCCUAUCGGUGGAACCGGGAAGAACUGGUGCCUUUGUUUGUGGCGAUCUUGAUUUUCGACGCAGUGUCUAACUGCGAGAGCUCUCGCCAAUAUUCAAAGCCAGCUUUUGAUCGUGAUCCGAGAGCGAAUUGUGAGGGAAAUGUGUCCAAUCGAGUGUGUUAAUGAAUGAAUCCGCACAUCAUCAUCUUGUGCUGUUACGCACCACAGUCCGCAAUGUCAUCCGGGAUUUAUCGAACGUACAAAUCAGUGAAUGAGUAAUGCAUCAGCUAUGGGUUCUUAAUUUUAUCGAACCCCGCCAUUGAGCGUGUGUGUGUGACUCGCGGCUGCUACGCCGUUUAUACACAACUCCAUCCCGUGGUAUAUCGAUCGUUCCCAUUAUCUCGCGGAAACCGUUAAGUCAUCUUAAACCCCAUGCCACGGAUAGAUAAUUGUGGACCGUGUUGAUUCCUACCCGAAGCGUUAUCAAUUUUAUCGAAAGUUUGGCACACAGUACACAGUGGUCGACACCAGGCAGACGAGUACGGUUCGGUCGCCGAACGACUGAGGGUGGUCCCUUUCAACACGCAGACUCCUCGCGGGUUGGUUCUUUGCACAAAGUUCAAGGUGAGGGAAACAAAAUGCCGAAGGAAAAAACCUCGAAGCAUGUGAAGUGCGACGUACUGUUUGAUGACAACUCGAGCGGCAUAUUUGCGGCCGGUGAUCGUGUUACCGGGACGAUCGAGCUCCACCUUACUAAGAUCAAGAAAGUGCGAGGUGUCUGUCUGCUUAUCUCCGGGUUUUCGGCCGUGUUUUGGGAGGCGAAGGUACCGGAUGGUCCAAAAAACAAAAAAGUUAAAGCCCAAUUUAAGGGCCGCGAAGACUUCAUCAAGAAGAAGCUGUAUCUGGCCGGAUCGGAAAAUGGUGCCGGUAUGCAGCUACCACCCAACCACAUACGUUACAAGUUCGAUUUCACCAUCCCACCAGCAGCGCCGACCUCGAUGGAGGGAAAGUACGGACACGUCCGGUAUCUGCUACAGGUGACGCUUGAGCGGCCUUGGAAGUUUGAUCACAACUUCCAGCAACCGUUCACCGUCGUGUGUCAGGCGGAUCUGAACAAAAGCAACGAGGUGCUGUGCAUACCGACCAAGGCAGAAAAUAUGAUAACAUUCUACUGUGGUUUGUGCCGAUCCCGUCCGCUGAUGGUAUCGGCGACAACACCGAAGUCGGGCUAUGCACCGGGUGAAACGAUCGAGCUAGAGGUGUUUGUGCAAAACUCCAGCAAGGUGGCAGUGAGCGAGAUUGAGAUCAAGUUCCAGAAGAUCCUCAAAUUUACCAGCCAGACGCGUGUCAUCGGCCAGACGCAAAUACCGAAGGAAGAAAAUAACAUCCAGUACGAGGUGCUAGAGGUACACAAGAUUCCAACCGUCGAGGGUGAGAACGAUGCCCGGUUUGUGGAAAACUUUGUCGUCGGUCCAAUUCCGUCCACCGAAACGGCGCAGAGUCGUAUCGUAGCAGUAGGAUACGAGCUGGCACUUGUCGUUAAACCACAGGCGUCUACCAAACGCAUGAAGCUUAACAUACCGAUUACGAUCGGCCAGAUCCCAUUGGCAGGAUCUGCCACGCCGUACUCGAUAUCGGGAGGACUGCAUAAGCUGAACGAUACAUUAAACGAGCACAGCAGCGCACCGCCGGCAUAUGAGGCCUAGCCGCGUGAUGGGUGAUUGAUAGCACACCUAUGACAAACUGGAUUACCUUGUGAUAGAGAUUAGAAAACGCAAAUUGAGCGAACGAUCGCAACGAAUGACGUACUAGUGAUUUUAAUAUACAUAUUUAAGCAGCAGUGAGCAUUUUGUUUCAUGUGUUUUUAAAUAAACAAAAACCUAUUUUAUUUACAUACAA
Anopheles funestus (African malaria mosquito) is the source of this 1948-nucleotide messenger RNA. RefSeq names its product arrestin domain-containing protein 3-like. The coding region runs from base 688 to 1755 and encodes 355 amino acids. Gene Ontology annotation, biological process: protein transport. Gene Ontology annotation, cellular component: cytoplasm. The record is from RefSeq and is a predicted model, not a curated record. The transcript has 2 exons. NCBI's taxonomy places the organism in Eukaryota, Metazoa, Arthropoda, Insecta, Diptera, Culicidae.